AACAUCAGAAGAGCUGAAGUAAUCAACUCCUCCAAACAGCAUUACAAGUAGUGGCAGUAUUAGGAACAUCUUGGAAUAAGAAAGGCACAGACGAGACGAAGUGACCAGUAACAACUAACUUUUCAUUAUGACAAAUUCCAAUGCAGUUGUCAACAGUCAUAAUGAUCUUUUAUCUGAAUUUUGUGGACACACAUUUUGGAAUGCGAGUGCCUCCUGGGAGUCCAGUGACCCUGAGCUGGGUGUAUGUAUUGAAAAGACAUUGUUAAUAUGGGGACCUUGUUUUAUCCUUUGGCUCUGUUCACCUAUCUACAUCAUCACGCAGUCAAAGGAAAAUCGAGUUGCUAUUCCAUGGUCAGGUUUAUCAUACUUUAAACUGGUGUUAUCAGUAUUUGUGACAAGCGCAGCUGUGGCCGAGUUAAACUUAUUUUCAAUUAUGUACCUGUAUUGGUUUCCCAUAAUAACAAAAUUUCAUACUUUUCAGAUAUUGCAGUCAGUUUUGUUAUUACUAAGUCGUAAAUAUGGAGAUCAAAGCAGUGGACUUCUCUGGGUCUUUUGGCUCCUCCAAGUUUUAUGUGGUCUCUCACAACUGAAGUCAACAGUAAUUAACGUUAUUCAUUCUGAUGGUCUGCUGGGUUCAAAAAUAACAUUCCUAGCCCAGUACAGUGGUGCUGUUGUAUUAUUAAUUGCAAACAGCUUUGCUGAUAAUCCUGUUGAUGCAGAAUGGUUCAGAAAAAGGAAAGUUUAUCCAGAGCAGUACUCAUCAUACUUAAACAAGAUAACCUUUCACUGGACCAGUGGCCUUCUGAGGUUAGGUUGGAAACGAUCCCUGACCUUUGAUGACCUUUGGGAAAUCCCUCCUCAUUGUGCUACUAAAACUCUUGAUGCUUUAUGGAGAGCUGCAUGGAGAAAGGAGAUGUUGGUAGUCAGACAGAAGACAUCUAAAUCCAAAGAAUCUCUAGCUGAUACUGAAGACAAGAAGCCACCAUCUCUGCCAAAAGUGUCUGUGUGGGUCAUUCUACGCACCAUCUCCUGGCCAUAUGUUUUUUACAGUCUUAUUCACGUUAUCACGGAAUUAGUUUUAUUUUUUAGUCCACGAAUUUUAAGCUUGUUGAUCAGCUUCACAACCAAUGAAAAUGAGCCAGAGUGGCAUGGAUACUUUUAUGCAGUCUUGUUGCUUAUCAUCAGUAUUCUUGUAGCUGCUCUUAGAGCUAUCUUUUUUAAUAAUAUCUGGAUAAUCCAUGUGAAAAUAAGAUCAUCUUUAAUGGCUGCUGUUUACCGCAAGGCAUUAACGCUAUCAGUCGCUGCAAGAAGAGAGUCAACUUUGGGCGAAAUUGUCAACCUGAUGGCUGUAGACUCUCAAAGAUUAAGUGAUUUUCCCAUAUUUUUCUGCAUCGUUUGGUCAGGACCUUUGGUUAUUCUAAUUGCUCUAUAUGAGCUAUGGAAGAUACUCGGACCAUCAGUGCUUUCUGGCCUCGCUGUCUUGAUACUCCUGACCCCCAUCAAUGGUGUCAUUGCCAACAAGUUAAAGGUUCUUCAGAGCUCUCAGAUGAAUUUCAAGGAUAAAAGAAUAAAGUUGCUAAAUGAAAUCAUUAGUGGAAUAAAAGUAUUGAAAUUGUAUGCCUGGGAGAGCUCUUUCAACAGUGAAGUAGAAUCUGUGAGGGAGGAUGAGAUUAAUGUUCUCAGAAAGUCUGCAUACAUCCAGUCCUUUCUUAUUUUCCUGUGGCUUACCACUCCAUACAUGGGUAUCAAUCUCAGUGGUGGACAAAAGCAAAGGAUAUCCUUGGCCCGUGCAGCAUAUAGUGAUGCUGAUAUCUUUUUACUAGAUGAUCCUCUCAGUGCUGUAGAUUCUCAUGUCGGUCGUCACAUCUUUGAGAAGCUGAUUGGUCCUAAGGGAAUGAUGAAAGAUAAGUUUUCAAAAAUUAUAAUAAAUAAUUACACUCUUGUUGCUGCCUCCCAGUAUGAGUCUGAUGCUCAUGUAGUCUCCUUUACUCCCAAUGUUGACCAGCUUUGUGAAGAGCUAGAAAACACUGUUGGCGGACAUGCUCUAAUACGGCAAAUUUCUCAUCAGAGCAAUAACAUACAGCCUGAAAGAGUUGGCAAUGUGCAUAGACUUCAACGAGAGAUUAGCUAUGCAAGUGACCGGUACAGUACAGAAAGUGGAGAUCGCACAUCUAAUAGAAAACAUUUGAAGUCUAUUUCUUCUUCAGAAGCUGAAAGCAUUGGUCAAAGCCUUAGACAGGAAUCAAUAUCUAUGAAUGACUUAAGAGGAAAGCCUGAUGAUGUUAGCGGAAGAAAUGCAGGAGAAACUCUGGUUCAAGAAGAAGCAGUUGAGACAGGAAAGGGAUGUCAAGCAGGCAGUAAUAUUGGCUUUCCCAUUGAUUCAUCUGUAAAUUUGAGUUGUGAAUUGUUCCGGUAUUGGUGCAGUAUUGUGACUUAUUCUUUAAUUUUUCUUUUUUUUUUUGCAGGUUUAUUUUACUACAUAGCAUCAGUUUUGCUAUGGAUAGGAUGUAUGAGAGCUGGGCGAGACAUUCAUCGGAAGCUCCUGGAUAGUGUCUUACAUUUCCCAAUGAGCUUUUUUGACACUAAUCCUAGUGGACGUAUCAUGAAUCGCCUCAGUAAAGAUAUAGACAUCCUUGACAGUUUGCUGCCUGUGCUCAUUACACAUGGAUUAUUACUCUUAUCUCAGGUUAUCACAACAUUGAUCGUGAUUAUUGCCUCAACACCGUUUAUUGUGGUUGUGGUUCUUCCCGUCAUGGUGCUAUACUAUUUUAUCCUGAUUGUCUAUAUUUCAACCACUAGACAACUCAAGCGGAUAGAAUCUGUUUCUAAAUCCCCUAUCUACUCACAUUUUGGAGAGUGUGUUCAAGGUGUCUCCAUUAUUCGGGCAUUUAAAAAAGAAGACAAUUUUAUUCAUGCAGCCCACAAAAAAAUUGAUUAUUUUGUCCAAGCUUUCUUAGCCAAUUUGGCUUGUAACAGAUGGUUAGGUGUACGGUUGGAAUUUAUUGGCAGCAUCAUCACAUUCGCUGCUGCUGUCUUUGCUGUUGCUGGUCGAGGCUCAAUCAGUUCAGGCAUUGUUGGUUUGUCUGUAAAUUAUGCUCUUAAUAUAACUGUAACUCUCAACUUUCUGGUGAGAAUGUGCUCAGAGAUAGAAGCCAACAUUGUAUCUGUUGAGAGGAUUAAAGAAUACAUUGAGGAAGAUCAUGAAGCACCAUGGGAUGUUAAGCAAUGCACUCCACCAAAGUCAUGGCCAGAGAAUGGCUGCAUUGUAUUUUCCAACUACCAAACCAGAUACCGCCCAGGUCUAGAACUGGUGUUGAAGGGUAUCACUUGUACCAUUAAUCCUGGAGAAAAGGUUGGCAUUGUGGGGAGGACAGGAGCUGGCAAGUCUUCUUUAACUCUUGCACUCUUUAGACUUAUUGAGGCUCAUAGUGGUUCAAUUGACAUAGAUGGCAUCAGGAUUUCCAAAAUGGGUCUCCAUGAAUUAAGAAGCUGCCUCACUAUUAUACCACAGGACCCUGUUUUGUUUAGUGGAACUUUGCGCAUCAAUUUGGAUCCAUUUGGCAUGUAUGAUGAUGCAACUGUUUGGCACGCACUUGAAUUGGCUCAUCUUAGUUCUUUUGUUGCUGCCCAACCUCUUGGUCUGCAAAGUGUUGUGGAUGGGGGAUCCAACCUCAGUGUUGGUCAGCGGCAACUCGUCAGCUUGGCUCGAGCUUUGCUCCGUAAAUCUCGCAUUCUGGUGUUAGAUGAAGCAACCGCAGCCAUCGACUUGGAGACAGAUGAUCUGAUUCAAGCUACUAUCCAAUCAGAGUUUUCCAAUUGUACUGUCCUUACAAUUGCCCAUCGUCUCAACACUAUCAUGGAUUGCGACAGAAUAAUGGUGAUGGACAAAGGCAAGAUAGCAGAGUUUAAUACACCAGCUGCAUUACUGGCCAAUAAAGAUUCCAUCUUCUAUGGCAUGGCAAAAGAUGCUGGUCUUGCAUAGAUAUUUGUCAUUAUAAUGUACUUUAUCUAUGGCAUUUUAUAGCCCAUGCAGGUUUUCUGCAUUUUUAAUAAUAAUAUACAAAAAAUUAGAUUUAAAGGAAAAUAACCACUUUUGAAUAUUAACUUUUGCAUGCACACAUACAUAUAUACUGAGGCAGUAGAGAAGUUCAUACCAAGAGGCAACAGAAACAAUGGGAAGACCAGAGUGAGCCCAUGGUUUACAAGGUGUGGAGAGGCCAAAGCUAAGUGUGCUAGAGUAUGGAAAAAGUAUAGAAGGCAGAGGUCCCAAGAAAAUGGGGAAUUUAGCUAAAGAGCCAGAAAUGAAUAUGCACGGAUAAGAAUAGCCAAGCAUUAAUAUGGGAAAGACAACAUCGAAAGUCAAAUCUGGCCCAAGUUGGUAUACAGCCACAUCAAGAGGACCAGAUAAUCAGGCUGAAGGAGGAGGAAUGAGGAGAGCUGUUAGGGAGUGACAGGAAUGUGUGACAAGCUCAGC
This is a messenger RNA of Cherax quadricarinatus, 4474 nucleotides long. The record is from RefSeq and is a predicted model, not a curated record. Lineage: Eukaryota; Metazoa; Arthropoda; Malacostraca; Decapoda; Parastacidae.